AUGAAAAGUAAGGCUUUGACUCCGCUUCGACUUGCUUUUUUCGGCUCGGACGCCUUCUCAGUAACCUCUUUAGCGCGAUUAAAUGCUCUAAGGCUCGAAAACCCGGAGUUAAUUGCACAAUUGGACGUCAUCACCAGAUCCAUCAAACCUACAGGAAGAAACUUGAAAACCUUCGUGGAUGUGCCCGUGGGACAAUUUGCUUCGUCUCAAAAUCUUCCAGUGUGGCGAGCAGAUUCGGGGAAAGAUAUCUUGAACAUCUCGUCUCGUUAUGACUUAGCUGUAGCCGUUUCCUAUGGUAGACUUAUACCCGGAGAAUUUCUAUCUAGAACAACCUUUGGAGGUAUCAAUGUGCAUCCAUCACUUCUUCCACAAUACAGUGGAAGCUCGCCCAUUCAGUAUGCACUUAUGGACGAUCAAAAAACUACCGGUGUCACGGUGCAGACACUCCAUCCGACCAAGUUUGACCAUGGAGCUAUAAUCGAGCAAUCUGGACCAAUUGUCAUUGAAGAAAAAGACAAUUUCCUGCUGCUUCUGCAGAGGUUGGCUGGAGUGGGUGCAGAUUUGUUGGAGAAUGUCAUUGUUUCCAGGAAAUACAUUGAUCCGCUCGAGGUGAAAUCUUCUCAACAUUACUCUUUAGCAUCCAAAAUCUCACCCAAGAAGUACCAGAUAGAUUGGCAAAAACAGACAUCCAGACAAAUUCGAAGAACCUCUGACGCUUUGGGGGCGCUACAUACCUACAAAAUGGUGGAUAUUGUGAAGAAAAAGAAGCGUGUACAUGAAUUGUAUAAGGUGAUCUUGGAAGAUAUCCGUGAAGUCAAUAUUCCAACUUACCUCGCCCUGCCGGGUCAGUUUGAGCUAGGAGACCGCAAAAUGUUGAUCAAAACUUUGGACGGCGUGGUCUCCGUCGGAAAACUCAAGUUCCAGUAUUGUGGGUUUGAGAGCCCAGAGACAUUCAUGAAACUCUUACCGAAAAGAGCAGGAGACACGGGCCUAUUCUUUGAGCUGCAAGAUUAA
Molecule: messenger RNA, 1014 nt
Organism: Sungouiella intermedia
Lineage: Eukaryota; Fungi; Ascomycota; Pichiomycetes; Serinales; Metschnikowiaceae
Source: the annotation of a GenBank genome assembly